Messenger RNA from Aspergillus aculeatus ATCC 16872, 609 nucleotides. RefSeq names its product riboflavin kinase (gene fmn1). Bases 1 to 609 code for a protein of 202 amino acids. The transcript has 3 exons. Lineage: Eukaryota; Fungi; Ascomycota; Eurotiomycetes; Eurotiales; Aspergillaceae. Gene Ontology annotation, cellular component: mitochondrion. Gene Ontology annotation, biological process: FMN biosynthetic process; riboflavin biosynthetic process. The record is from RefSeq and is a predicted model, not a curated record. Gene Ontology annotation, molecular function: riboflavin kinase activity.
AUGCGACCGGAUGGCCCUCGAGAUCCUGUAACCGGGCCUGAUGGAGGCCCGAAGCCUCCCUAUCCCAUCCGCCUGGCCGGCCCGGUCAUCAAGGGCUUUGGGCGGGGCAGCAAAGAGUUGGGUAUUCCAACCGCCAACAUUCCGGCCGAGGGCCUCGCUGCAUAUCCGGACCUGCAGGUGGGCGUUUACUAUGGGGUGGUGGCCUUGGAUCCGGCCCGAUUCGCCUUUGAGGAUGCCUCGUCGCCGAUCCGACCGGCCGUGUUGAGCAUUGGGUACAAUCCUUUUUAUAAGAACCAGACACGGUCGAUCGAAAUUCAUAUCAUGCCAUCUCUUUCGGCGCCGUCCCCUACCGCGGACGGCGGUCCCACGAAGUUCCACAAGCUCCCGGAUUUCUAUGGCACAGACCUGCGCCUAUUGAUCUUGGGAUACAUCCGACCAGAGUACGAUUAUGUAUCACUUGAGGCAUUGGUGGAGGAUAUUCGCCUGGACUGUGAGGUGGCGCGUCGGAGUCUGCAGCGGCCAGCAUAUGCGUGUUAUCUGGCCGGGGAAGAAUGCGCGGAGGACGUAAGGGAGGCGCGCCAAUGGCUGACCCGGUUCGAAUCACAAUAA